AUGGCAAACAGAGAAAGGAAAAAUCAGACUGAUGUUUCUGAAUUCAUACUCUUGGGACUUGGAGAUCUUCCCCACAUGGAUAUUCUUUUCUUCUUAUGCUUCUUGAUAUUCUACUUGAUAACCAUGGCUGGGAACCUUCUGAUUGUUUUUUUGGUGAUGGCCAUCCAACAUCUUCACAGACCCAUGUACUUCUUCCUAAGCAACCUGUCUUUCCUGGAAUCCUGUUAUAGCUCAACUAUUCUGCCCAAAAUGUUGGCAGGAUUCUUGACCAGAGAAAGAACUAUAUCUAUAGAAGCCUGCUUCAUACAAAUUUUUUUCUUUUCUUUCUUGGGUGGGUCUGAAUGCUACCUCUUGUCUGUAAUGUCAUAUGACAGAUAUUUAGCUAUAUGCAAGCCAUUGCAUUAUGCCACUGUCAUGAAACAUCACUUAUGCUUACAACUGGCAGCUGGAUCUUGGUUAAAUGGAUUCUUGGUUGGCAUAAGCAUAACAAUCAAGACAUCCCAGUUAUCUUUCUGUGGUCCCAACAUCAUUGAUCAUUACUUCUGUGAUAUUAUUCCUAACAUAAAACAAAUUUCAUGUAGUGAUACACACUCAGUGGAAUUAUCAGCAUUUGCAUUUGCCUGCAUUUUUACUCUGCCUCCCUUUCUCCUGACCUUGAUCUCCUACAUUCUCAUUCUCAUUUCUAUUCUCAGGAUCCCAUCUAUCACUGGGAGACAAAAGGCCUUCUCUACCUGCUCAUCUCACCUCAUUGUAGUGGCCCUGUUCUAUGGCACAUUAAUGAUUGUCUAUAUGCUCCCACCAUCCAAAGAUCUCAGAAGUCUGAAGAAAAUAUUUUCCUUGUUUUACACUGUCUUGACUCCCAUGGUCAAUCCUCUGAUAUACAGUUUGAGAAAUAAAGAGGUAAAGAAGGCAUUGCAAAGAGCUACCAGGAAUUUAAUCAUCUUCACAACUUUCUCUAAAACAUAA
This is a messenger RNA of Python bivittatus (Burmese python), 966 nucleotides long. RefSeq names its product olfactory receptor 5J3-like. Gene Ontology annotation, molecular function: olfactory receptor activity; G protein-coupled receptor activity. The record is from RefSeq and is a predicted model, not a curated record. Lineage: Eukaryota; Metazoa; Chordata; Lepidosauria; Squamata; Pythonidae. Gene Ontology annotation, biological process: G protein-coupled receptor signaling pathway. Gene Ontology annotation, cellular component: membrane.